This is a messenger RNA of Calypte anna (Anna's hummingbird), 537 nucleotides long. RefSeq names its product neurogenin 1 (gene NEUROG1). Gene Ontology annotation, molecular function: protein dimerization activity. The transcript has a single exon. The coding region runs from base 1 to 537 and encodes 178 amino acids. The record is from RefSeq and is a predicted model, not a curated record. NCBI's taxonomy places the organism in Eukaryota, Metazoa, Chordata, Aves, Apodiformes, Trochilidae.
AUGCCCGCAGAGGCGGCCAGCAGCGCCGGCGGUGCGGAACCUCCCGGCAUUCCGCGAGAACGGAGGAGGAGGCGCGGCCGUGCGCGGGCGCGUACCGAAGCGCUUCUGCACACCCUGAAGCGCAGCCGAAGGGUAAAAGCCAACGACCGGGAGCGGAACCGCAUGCACCACCUCAACGCCGCCCUGGAUGAACUCCGCAGCGUUCUGCCCACUUUCCCCGACGACACCAAGCUCACCAAGAUCGAGACCCUGCGCUUCGCCUACAACUACAUCUGGGCCCUCUCCGAGACCCUCCGCCUGGCCGAGCAGUGCCUCCCGCCGCCCCCCGCCUUCCGCGGGGUCCCCCCGCCCAGCCCGGGCAGCGAUGCCGGUUCCUGGCUCUCCACCGGCUCCCCCUCCGCCCCCUCGCUCUGCGCCUCCGCCUCUGGCCCCAGCAGCCCCGCCACCUCCGAGGACUGCGCUUACGCACCCCCCGACAGCCUGCGCGCUUUCCGCGGGCUGCCCGCCGCCGCUCCCCCCGGCGCUCCCUGCCUCUAG